Molecule: messenger RNA, 548 nt
Organism: Acaulospora colombiana
Lineage: Eukaryota; Fungi; Glomeromycota; Glomeromycetes; Diversisporales; Acaulosporaceae
Source: the annotation of a GenBank genome assembly
GGGCCUAACACACACAAAACGACACUUCCCGUCAUCUCUGUGGAAUCAGGAAAUGCGUCAUCAACAACCCAUCUGAGUCACACUCCAAAUCGGUUGAUCUUUUUCAGGUAUUUGGACCAUGAAUUUCCAGAUACACCCCGCGUCAUUCCAGCGAAUACAGCUGCUCUCCAGGCGUCAUUUGCGCGCAAUACCUUGCCGAGCCUGUUGGCGACGCCUAUCCGGCCGACCCUUCUCCCUACCAUCCAUCAGAGGCUUGAUGAAAGGGGGGCAAGCUAUUUCCGCGAGACACGCGAAAAGGCAUUUGGCAUGAAAUUGGAAGAGGUUUCUCCACCAGGAGACAAACGAGAAGCCCACCUUAAGGCGGUACAAAAGAGCUUCAAUGCGUUGUCGGACAUGCUCGACAUGAAUGGACCGAGCAACGUCGAUUGGGUUAUGGGGAGUGUAGGUCCUACAUUUGCUGAUUUUGCUAUUGGUGGUAUCUUGAGGUGGGUUAGGUAUAUGGGUGAUGAGGAACUGUGGAGUGCGGUCAGUGCUUGGAAUGGAGGGAG